GCAUCAUGGAAAGGUUUCCGGCGAGGCCAAGCGGCGCGGCGCCGAAGGUUCCGCCCAAGGGGCAGCGUGGAUCGGGAGAGCAGCUGGGAAGGCUUGGGUGACAUUUUCUCCUACCAUGAACGAAGCAGAGCUGGUUGAAGCUUUUAAAACCAAGAUUACACAGGAGCCAGAUGUUGCCUCUGCUGUGGCAGCCAUCAAUGUCUUGUUGGAGUUCUUGAAGAGGGACAAAGGUGAGACAAUUCAGGGGUUGAGAGCAAACCUCAAACAUGCAAUAGAAAUUCUCUCUGGUGUUGACUCUUCAGUUGCUGUCUCUUCUGGGGGAGAGCUCUUCUUAAGAUUCAUCAGCCUCACGUCUUUGGAGAAUCCAGACUAUUCCAAAUGCAAAGAUAUCAUGAUUCAGCGAGGGAAGCUUUUCCUCGCUCGAACCUCUAAUUCAAGGAGCAAAAUUGCCGAACUUUGCCACACUUUUGUCAAAGAUGGUGGGAGAAUCUUAACUCACGCUUACUCCAAAGUGGUCCUGCGAGUGUUAGAAGCCGCCGUAGAAGCAAAGAAACGUUUCAGCGUCUACAUCACUGAAUCACAGCCUGAUCAAGCAGGGCAAAAGAUGGCAAAGGCACUCAGUAAACUUGGCAUUCCUGUGACCAUCAUCCUGGAUGCUGCCGUUGGCUACAUCAUGGAGAAAGUGGACCUGGUGAUAGUUGGCGCUGAAGGAGUGGUAGAAAAUGGAGGAAUUAUUAACAAGAUUGGCACAAAUCAAAUGGCUGUGUGCGCCAAAGCUCAGAACAAGCCCUUCUACGUGGUGGCAGAGAGCUUCAAGUUUGUGAGACUCUUCCCUCUGAACCAACAGGAUGUCCCAGAUAAAUUUAAGUACAAAGCUGACACGUUGAAUCAGCGUAAAGCACUUACAGAGGAGCAUCCCUGGAUCGAUUAUACCUCCCCAUCUUUGAUCACUCUGCUCUUUACAGACCUUGGGGUCCUGACCCCCUCUGCUGUUAGCGAUGAACUGAUUAAACUCUACUUGUAAAAUUGUC
Molecule: messenger RNA, 1031 nt
Organism: Podarcis raffonei (Aeolian wall lizard)
Lineage: Eukaryota; Metazoa; Chordata; Lepidosauria; Squamata; Lacertidae
Gene: EIF2B1
Product: eukaryotic translation initiation factor 2B subunit alpha
Exons: 9
Coding region: 116-1024 (302 amino acids)
Biological process (GO): translational initiation
Cellular component (GO): eukaryotic translation initiation factor 2B complex
Molecular function (GO): guanyl-nucleotide exchange factor activity; translation initiation factor activity
Source: RefSeq, a predicted model, not a curated record